Drosophila novamexicana is the source of this 1270-nucleotide messenger RNA. RefSeq names its product ficolin-2-like. Bases 46 to 1077 code for a protein of 343 amino acids. Lineage: Eukaryota; Metazoa; Arthropoda; Insecta; Diptera; Drosophilidae. The record is from RefSeq and is a predicted model, not a curated record. The transcript is spliced from 4 exons.
UGAAGGCGAAUACUUGUCUAAGCAGUUAAAAGUGAAGUGUGUAAAAUGGAUUUAAUGAUCACAUUAGUCAUGUCGGGAUUAUUGCUGGGAGCCAUCAAGGCUCAGGACAUGAGUCUAGAUCAGUUGAAUGUGCAAUUACAAUAUCAGAGGGACCUGGAAGAAAAACUAGUUUUGCUUCAAUUAAAACAGUCUGAGGAUCUGCAUAAAGAUAAUCUGAUAAAAUCGUUAAAUGAAGCGAACGAGUUGCUACUAAAAAAAAGCUGCAUAAACGAAAAGUGCAAUGAAUCUGAACUGAACCUUCAGCAUCAAAUAGCCCAACUGCAAAGCACUGCAGAAAUCCUUAAAAUAAUGGUGGAAAAUAAAAAUCAACUUAUUGAAAACCAGCUACAGCUGUGUCGGUCUCAGCUGGUGAAGCCAUCUGUAAAUCUUAUUGGAGAAACCACCCCAAGAAUUGAGAUACCGAAACCCACCAGCUGUAUUCCCUUUGGCUAUUAUACAGGUAUUAAAACACUUUUCCUUCCCGGUAUAAAACCUUUUCGCGUACUCUGCGAUGGUCAAACAGCAGGACCUGGCUGGAUUGUUAUUCAACGAAGAUACGAUGGUUCAGAGGAUUUUUAUAGAAAUUGGGCUGAUUACCGUAACGGUUUCGGCAAUCUGGAGAAAGAGUUUUUUCUAGGUCUAGAAAAUAUAUAUCACUUGACCAAUUAUCAGCGCUACGAGUUCUAUGCUUUCAUAGAGGCAUUUAAUGGUGUUAUCAACUGGGCUCGGUAUGAUAAUUUUUAUAUUGGUAGCGAAGUCGAAAAAUACAAACUGAAAGGUUUGGGUAGUAUGAACGGCUCUACAAACAAUUUUAAUACUCAUUUGUACUAUGAAUUUUCAACUUACGACCGGGAAAACCAUUAUGAUAACAGGUCGUAUCUGAAUCAUGGAGGCUUUUGGUAUCAUGGUAAAACUGAUGGAGUCAAUCCUAAUGGGCGAUAUUAUAAAAAUUAUGUUCAAAGAACCGACGGCUUGCAUUGGCAUGAUUAUAAUUCAAAUAAAGUAAUAAAACUGCUUCUUCGCCCUUAUAUGGGGUAAGAAUACAAUACAGUAAAAAAUAUUUCAUAUGAAAGACUAUCAACAGACGAUUCCUUGAGAUAUGUCCGCACUUUCUAUUCAUAAAAGGACAGUACUCUGAAUAUGUAAGUCAGUCAGGAAGAAUAGUCAUAUGCUAAAACUACUAUUGCUCCUUUUUUUGGUGAAUAAAAAACAAAUAAAAAAAGAACACAAA